AUGGUACAUGACCUAGUCAGCUCUCAACAAUACAUGCAGAACAAUAUGCAUACAAACAAUGAUGUGGUACACAAAAUUGAAGAUACACAACAGGAGCAGAAGUCUGCCAUGGAUAUGUUGGCCAAGCAAAUGUCGCAAUUGGCCACGUCAUUGAAUGAGAUGAGGGGACACGAGGGAAGGAUACCAGCUUCAGUAAAACCACCUGAUCUUGCAAAUAUUAGUCAGAUAACUUUGAGGUCAGGACGGGGCUAUGAAGGUCCGGUGAUGAAAGAAGAUGAGAGUACACCUCUUUUGACGAGCAAGGAAGGCAGGAAACUGACCCCUGACCUAGAGGAUACUGAGAUAAGGAAUAUCAGAGUGGAAGACGGUCUUCAAAAAGGGGACCUGGAGAAACCACUACCUCGAAUGGCUGAUCCAUUUUUCUUAGACCAAGAGCCUGGAGUGGAGGUUGAGGAAGAAAGGAAAAAAGUCAGAGAAUCGUCCGUCCCAGCUUUGAAGCUUCCUAUAUUCAGUAAAUUCAUUAAGGAGUUCAUAGCGGGAAAAACCAAGCCCGACGGGAAGAUAGUAAUUGGAGAAAAUGUGUCGGUUGUGAUACAGAAGAGGAGGAUGCCAUCAAAAUGCACAGACCCAGGAGCCUCGAUAAAUGUGUUACCACUUUCGAUAUAUAAGAAGUUGAUAGAGGUAAGUCUGGUUGAUACGAAAGUAGUAAUUCAGUUAGCCGAUAGAACAUGCAUUUCACCCGAAGGUGUGCUGGAGAAUGUGAUAGUAAAAGUGCAUGAUUUCCUGUACCCAGCUGAUUUCCAUGUAAUAAAAAUGAGUGAUACUGAAUCUGCUGAGUCUAGCGGAGUGCUUUCAGGAAGGCCAUUCUUACGCACCGCUAAGACUAUUAUUGAUGUGUUUGACGGUACUAUAUGCCUAGACUAUCAUAGAGAGAAAUACACCUUUAACAUUGAUGAAGCUAUGAAAAAACCAUUGGAUGUGGAAAAUUUGCAUGUUGUUGAUGUUAUUAACCCCCUGGUCCAGGAGUACCUUGAGAUCGAAUUAAUGCAGGAACAGUUUAACAAUUUGGAGCUGAGUCAGUCUGUUGACAAGGAGGUAGCAGGAUGGUGUGAAACCCUAUUAACUCGGAACCUGACAGACGAACAGAUUAAUGAAGCGAUCAUGGCAUUUUGCAACCAACCACUGUCAUUCGAGUCUACGGGGUCUAUUCAAGUGAGGGGCCCAGACGAGGGAACUGACUUGGGUGAAAUGGCAACAGGAGGUCUGGAGAAAAACCCCCUGCCCCAGGAAGCCAUCACACCAAAGAAGGAGUUGAAGAAACUACCCGAGACCCUAAAGUAUGCCUACCUUGGGGAAGAUGAAACAUUCCCAGUGAUAAUCAACAGCCACUUGACAGCGGAAUAG
Messenger RNA from Salvia hispanica, 1404 nucleotides. The record is from RefSeq and is a predicted model, not a curated record. NCBI's taxonomy places the organism in Eukaryota, Viridiplantae, Streptophyta, Magnoliopsida, Lamiales, Lamiaceae.